UCACAUAAUAUAAACCAAUACUUGGCUUCUUCUUCUGAAGAAAAGAAACCCUAAGUUCAGUAGUCCCGCUCGCCGCAGAAGCAGCAAAAACAAUGGUGAAGUAUUCCAGAGAGCCCGACAAUGCCACCAAAUCUUGCAAGGCUAGGGGAUCCGAUCUCAGGGUUCAUUUCAAGAACACAAGGGAAACAGCGCACGCCAUCAGGAAGUUGCCCCUAGUGAAAGCCAAGAGAUACUUGGAAGAUGUGCUUGUCCACAAGCAGGCUAUUCCUUUCACUCGUUUCUGUCGUGGUGUUGGCCGUACUGCUCAGGCCAAGAACAGACAUUCUAAUGGUCAGGGUCGCUGGCCCGUGAAAUCCGCCAAGUUUAUCUUGGACUUGCUCAAGAAUGCUGAGAGCAAUGCCGAGGUGAAAGGUUUGGAUGUGGAUGCACUUUUCAUUUCUCACAUUCAGGUUAACCAGGCUCAGAAGCAAAGGCGCCGCACAUACCGUGCCCAUGGAAGAAUUAAUCCGUACAUGUCAUCACCAUGCCACAUUGAGUUGACUCUGUCCGAAAAGGAAGAGUCUGUGAAAAAGGAGCCUGAGACUGAACAGAAGAUUUCUAAAGUAUCCAAAACUAGGUCUUGAGAAUCCUUGUUGAUUUUUGCUGGAUUAUAUUAGUUCAAGUUUUGAAUUUGUCUUUCAUCUGUGGUGUUUUUUUUCAAAUUUGAAUUCUGUUGUUGAGAUAAUUAUUUUUGUUACCUUUAGAGGAUAUUUUGGAUUUAUCAUAUGCCUUUUGUUGAAUGCUGAUUGGUAAAAUGCUUUAUUGGUUUUCAAAAUCAUCAGUGGUGGUGUAUUUUGCGGUA
Molecule: messenger RNA, 841 nt
Organism: Erythranthe guttata (spotted monkey flower)
Lineage: Eukaryota; Viridiplantae; Streptophyta; Magnoliopsida; Lamiales; Phrymaceae
Product: Ribosomal protein L22p/L17e family protein
Biological process (GO): cytoplasmic translation
Cellular component (GO): cytosolic large ribosomal subunit; ribosome
Molecular function (GO): structural constituent of ribosome
Source: RefSeq, a predicted model, not a curated record